Molecule: messenger RNA, 3984 nt
Organism: Sebastes umbrosus (honeycomb rockfish)
Lineage: Eukaryota; Metazoa; Chordata; Actinopteri; Perciformes; Sebastidae
Gene: zbtb11
Product: zinc finger and BTB domain containing 11
Exons: 11
Coding region: 223-3822 (1199 amino acids)
Biological process (GO): regulation of transcription by RNA polymerase II
Cellular component (GO): nucleus
Molecular function (GO): protein binding; DNA-binding transcription factor activity, RNA polymerase II-specific; RNA polymerase II cis-regulatory region sequence-specific DNA binding
Source: RefSeq, a predicted model, not a curated record
CCCUCUGCUGGUGCGUCAGGGUAACUACGCGCUUCCGCCGUUAGUGACGCAGCUUCCGGUUGUGCAGCAGCCAUUUUGUCGCCUGUCCGCUGAGUCGCGGCUCUGCAGUUCCACCUGAAGGUAAACACGACCCGGUACCGCCCCGGUACCGCCCGGUACCCCGAGACCCACCGUAAUAUACACCCGGGGUUAACAGCCGGUCCGCUGGUCCCGGUCCUCGGCAUGUCGUGCUCGGAGAGCUACCGGGCCAUCCUGCGCUACCUGACGGAUGAGCGCGAGCCCUACGCGCCCGGCACCGCGGGGAACACCAAGAGGAAGAUCCGGAAGGCGGCGACCUGCUACGUGGUCCGGGACGGGACCCUGUUCUACCAGAGGCGGCUGAAGAACCAGAACCACUUCACCGAGCUGGAGGUGGUUCUGCUGGACCACAGGAGGCGGGAACUCAUCCAGCAGAACCACCUCAGCCCCGAGGAGGACGGAGAACACCGGAACCAGCAGAACACCUGGGAGUCCAUCAGCAGCAAGUACUGGUGGAGAGGUAUCCUGAAGAACGUCAAAGACCACAUCAGAGAGUGCGCUCACUGUCAGAGCAGGCGCAGCGCUGACGACGGCUCCGGAUCUCGACUCUUCUCCCGGCCGGGGAGACGCAGGGCGGCCGCCAACGCCAACGAUGAGGAGGACGAGGAGGAGGAGGAAGAAGAGGGAGACGACGGUUUAGGCUUCACCGACUCGUCCUGUCAGCUGAGAUCCAAGUUGGCGAAGACGAUGGCCAAACACGAGCUGGUCUUUGUGGACAGUAAAGGGGAAGUGAACCAGUUCCUGCCCAAACACAGCCAGACCAUGUUGGACAAACUGAACCAGCAGCGUCUCAGCAACCAGUUCUGUGACAUCACGCUGCUGAUCGAAGGCGAGGAGCACCGAGCGCACAAAGCGGUGCUGGCGGCGUGCAGCGAAUACUUCAACGAGCUCUUCUUCGAGAAGGGGGCGGCGUCCACGCACGAAGCCGUGGUGGACCUCUCCGGUUUCACCAAAGUCAGCUUCCUCCCGCUGCUGGACUUCGCGUACACGUCCACGCUCACGUUUAACUUCUGCGUCAUGGCCGACAUCGCCAACCUAGCUCGCCAUCUGCUGAUGACGGAGGUGCUGCAGAUCUGUGAGUCUGUUCAUAAGCAGGUGGAGGAGCAGAAGCUGACGGUGUAUCAGAGAGGAGACGUGCACACGGUGGUGUCGAGCCAACCGGCCGCCGAGGACGGCUUGAAGGACGAAUCCGCCUCCUUCAUGGUCACCAUAGAGAGCGACGGCAGGACGGUGGUCACCCAGCAGGGCGGCGAUGUAACGGACGAGCCCUUAGCUUUUGUUGCACCUUCUGAAGACGCCUACAUCCAGCAGCCGGCGGCGGGCGUCGCUGAAGCUGGAGACGGAGACAAAGAGCAUCAUGGGGAGGCUGGACCGGAGGAGACGGUGACUCUGAUCACUCACGGAGGACCGGCUGAGCCGGGAGACACCGUCACUCUUAUCUCACGCGGCGCAGAAGGAGCGGAGGCGGAGACGAUGACUGUGGUCACCCACAGUGGACAGGCCGGCGCCAGCGAGUCCCUCGCCGUGGUGUCCGCCUGCCUGGCGAUGGAGCAGCCGCAGGUCGCUGAAGCAGGAGCCUUCGUAAUAAAUGUGGACCCAGACAAAGUGAGUCCCUCGGAGGUCAUCAAGCUGGCCUCCGAGGCGGCGGCGGCAGCGGCGGCGGCAGCGGCGGCGGCGGCGGCGGCGGCGGCGGCGCCUCAGGAGAAGCUAGAAGAAGCACCGAUGCCCCAGAAGCGUAAACGGGGGCGUCCCGCCAAGGUGAAGAAGGACGUGGAGGUGGAGGAGUACGUUCCUCUGGAGGAGGAGGAGCCCUCUGCUGAUGAAAGCCACGGAGACAAGCAGGACAUGUCAGAUGAGCCCAACAAGAGACGACUCCGGUCGCGCUCUAUCGCCGAGGGCGGUUACGCUCGUUUACACAUGGGGCUGGAGGAGGAAGAGGAGGGGAAGAAAGGGUCAACGCCGCCGCGUACCGCCACCCCGAAGUUGGCUCCGAGGCCGGGGAAGAGGGGACGACCGCCGAAGCAGCCGGCGGAGACCGAAGGCGAAGGACAGUCUGAGUCGGGGUUAGAUCCAGAUGCCGGCGCCGUGGACAGCGUGACGACCGGAGAGCUCAGCACGGACGAGCCCGGGGCGAAGGCGGCAGAGCCAGAGACCGGAGCCGAGCCGGAGAUCGGAGUCGAGCCGGACCAGACGCCAGCAGAGGGCGCCGGCGAUGGAGAGCACACGUGCUCCGAGUGCGGCAUGUCCUACCAGAGACGCUACUCUCUCAUCAUGCACACGUUAAAACACGAGAAGGCUCGCGGCUACAAGUGCAGCCUGUGCAGUAAGGAGUUCCAGUACGCCGCCUCGCUCCGCGCCCACCUGGCCCGACACAAGCAGCAGAGCAGCCAGCGGGCGCCCAUCACCGCCAAACCCUCAGCGGCACACGGCGCCGAGGGCAAGGCGGACGGCGACCUGGACGAGAAGACGUCGGCGCAGCACACCAAACGAGAGUUUGUGUGCGACAUCUGCGGGAAGACGUUACCGAAGCUCUACUCUCUGAGGAUCCACAUGCUGCAUCACACCGGCGUGCGGCCGCACUCCUGCAAGGUCUGCGGCAAGACGUUCGCCCACAAGCACAGCCUGAAGAUGCACCGAGCGCUGCACGACGUCACCAAACAGUUCCAGUGUCAGUACUGUAAGAAGUCCUUCGUCAGCAAGCGGAGCAUGGAGGAGCACACCAGCAUCCACACAGGUGAAUCAAAGUACCUGUGCAACACGUGCGGAGCGACUUUCCAUCGAGCCUCGGCUCUCAGCAAACACCUGAAGAAGCACCUGCCCCGACCCAACGUGCGUCCGUUCGGUUGCGCUCACUGUGAUAAAAGGUUCUACGAAGCCAAAGAUCUGCAGCAGCACAUGAACAAGCACAUGGGCCUGAAGCCGUUCCAGUGCCAGGUGUGUGGGAAGUGCUACAGCUGGAAGAAGGACUGGUACUCCCACGUCAAGUCCCACAGCGUGGCCGAGCCCUUCAAGUGUAACGUGUGCGGGAAGGAGUUCUUUGAGAAGGCGCUGUUCAGGAGGCACGUGAAGAAAGCCACGCACGGGAAGAAAGGCCGGGUGAAGCAGAACCUGGAGAGGGAGUGUGAGCAGUGUGGCAGGAAGUUCACUCAGCUCCGAGAGUACCGGCGCCACGUCAACAACCACCAGGGAGUGAAGCCAUUCGAGUGUCUGACUUGCGGCGUCGCCUGGGCCGACGCCCGUUCCCUCAAACGCCACGUCCGCACGCACACGGGAGAGCGCCCGUACGUGUGCCCCAUGUGCCAGGAGGCCCACAUCGACGCGCGCACGCUCCGCAAACACAUGGCCAAGUAUCACGGGGACAACCUGCCGGGGAAGAUCAUGCUGGAGAAAGACACCCUCCAGUUCCACAACCAGGGCACGCAGGUGGAGCACGCCGUCAGCAUCCUGGCGUCCGAGCUGCCUCCCGAGCUGCGGCCGUCCGCGCAGCAGCAGCCGGCGCCGGAGGAGAUCGAGACGGUGCUGAUCACGGAGGAGACGGUGGAGGCCGUGGAGGCGGUGCAGGCCGUCCAGGCAGCGUGCGACGGCUCGGUGACGACGACCACGACGCUCUCGGAUCAGGGCAUCAUGCAGGUGGUGAACUACGUCCUGGCGCAGCAGGCGCUCACGGACCCCAAGAUGGAGGACGCGCCCGACGUGAUCCAGACCAUGGAGGUGGAGGUGGCCCACGUUGCCGAGGUGGAGUGACGGACUGAAGGAACUGGACCAGGACUGUAAAGAGACUAUUUUUGUGUGAUUGUAAAUAAGUGAACAUGAACUGGUCACAUGUCUGUUCUCUGUAUAUAGAAGAGCCCAGGAGGGACGAAGACGUCCACCUCCGGGACGCAAUAAAGGUUGAAAUGAAGACGA